GCACUUGCAGUCUCCAGCCAUGGAGACCUUCCCCUCUUCUCUUCCUGAAGCCUUCUUCUUGUCAACCUCACCCCACCAGGUUGCUGUGGAGGACCCCGCUGUUGGUGACAUCUCAUGGUGCCCCUUUGGUGUCUUCCAGUGCCGGAGGAGGACGAGUCCCGUAUCAUUGGGGGGAGGCCUUGCUCCAUCAACCAGAGACCCUUCCAAGUGGCCCUCAUCAAGAGAGGGCAGAUCCUAUGUGGAGGAAGCUUGGUAGAUGCCCAAUGGGUCCUCACAGCUGCCCACUGCAAGCAGCCACCCAGGGACCUCAAGGUGCUCAUAGGGACAGACACCUUGAGGGAGGGCACAGGACAAGUCAGAUCCAUCUCAAGGCUUCUGGUCCACCCGUCCUACAACCCACGAAGGAAUGACAACGACUUCAUGCUCCUGAGGCUCAACCGGCCCGUCCACUUCAGCAGCAGCAUCAAAAAGAUCAGGCUGGCCACCAGGUGCCCUAUGGAUGGGAUGAGGUGCAGUGUUUCCGGCUGGGGGACCACCAAGUCUCCAGGAGCGAAGCUUCCUCAGAACCUGCAGUGUGCGGCCAUCCAAGCCUUUGGGAGGGACAAGUGCACCAGGGCCUAUGGCAACGCUAUCACCCCCAACAUGUUCUGUGCUGGUGUCCCCCAGGGAGGGGUUGACUCCUGCCAGGGUGACUCUGGAGGCCCCUUGGUGUGCAAUGGGGUCCUCCAAGGGGUCGUCUCCUGGGGCAUGGCUGUCUGUGGGCGCCGAGGACAACCCGGGGUCUACGCCAACGUCUGCAGGGCCGUACCUUGGAUCAGGAGGGUCAUUGGGAGGUCCUGAGGCCUCCAUGGGGCACCUCAGUGGGGUCCCAGCAGCUCCCUUCUUACUGGGGAACUGGGAGCACUGGAGGCCUGAGAGCUCCGUGGGGCACCCCGAUGGGUCCCAUCAAGUCCUUGGUGGAAACUGGGGGGGCAAUAAAGGAGAAGAGUGGAAGUGGAGUCAUGGAGUUAAUGGGGCA
Messenger RNA from Pezoporus flaviventris, 1018 nucleotides. Its product is annotated as kallikrein-14-like. Gene Ontology annotation, molecular function: serine-type endopeptidase activity. The coding region runs from base 115 to 840 and encodes 241 amino acids. The transcript is spliced from 4 exons. NCBI's taxonomy places the organism in Eukaryota, Metazoa, Chordata, Aves, Psittaciformes, Psittacidae. The record is from RefSeq and is a predicted model, not a curated record. Gene Ontology annotation, biological process: proteolysis.